Polyodon spathula (Mississippi paddlefish) is the source of this 2746-nucleotide messenger RNA. RefSeq names its product BRD4-interacting chromatin-remodeling complex-associated protein-like. NCBI's taxonomy places the organism in Eukaryota, Metazoa, Chordata, Actinopteri, Acipenseriformes, Polyodontidae. The transcript is spliced from 13 exons. The record is from RefSeq and is a predicted model, not a curated record. Gene Ontology annotation, biological process: positive regulation of DNA-templated transcription. Gene Ontology annotation, cellular component: SWI/SNF complex. The coding region runs from base 131 to 2746 and encodes 871 amino acids.
AGAGCGGCACUGCCCCGCCGGCCCCUGAUGUGAUGGCGAGGAAACCCCGUUGACAAGGCACUGCUUUUUCAUGACGGAACUUAAAGGUGUUAAAUGAAUAUCUUCAGGCACCACGCUAUAACUCAUUGUCAUGGAUGAUGACGAUGACCGCCGCCUUCUAGAUAUAAUAGGGGAUGUGCAGGCAUUAAAUGAUUAUCUUCAUGGCUCAAGCAAUAAAUCAAUUGAUGAAGAUGACCUGGCCAGCGCUGCCUUUGGUUCAGCCAACUCCCUGUUUGCCAGUUCCACUAGUGCUGGACCCCAGAGCCUGAAGGAUGUGAGUAACCACCUGGAGGGACCCGCGGGGGUGGGGCUGCAGCUCUCCAGCAGCCUGCAGUUCCUGGAGGACGAGCUGGGGGGCGCCUCUCCCCUUGUGGGUGGUGAGCUGGGGGAGGAGCAGCCCUUCGACAUCCUGCAGAAAUCCCUCCAGGAGGCCAACAUCACAGAGCAGACGCUGGCUCAGGAGGCCUUUCUGGAGUCUUCCUCCAUUGGCCCGGGCCAGCCCUUCCCUCAGCAGCUGGGGCUGUCGCACCUCCCUCACCUGCAGCAGCCUAUGGGGGGGCACUUCCCUAACAUGCAGCCCCACAGCUUCAUCCAGCAAGUCCACCCCCAGCACUUGCACAAUGGACACCCGGCCGGCCAAAUCCAGCUGCUGGGUUCCUUCAACGCCCAACCCUCCAUGAUGACCAUAAACAACCUGGAUCGACCCCAGAUCAUCCUGAAGCCGGACCAGCCCUCCUCCCCUGGCAUGGGCAGCGGGCUACUGGUCCAGAGGCAGUCCAGCAGCAGCAGUGCUGGCUGUGUUCCCAUGUUCAGCAGCUCCGUGGGCUCACAGCUGGCCAUGCCCUUCAAAGGCUGCGGGCUCCAGACUCCCCUGCCGCUGCAGAACAUCAUCAUCCAGAGGGGGCCCUCUCAGUCAUUGGGGGGGAAUGCUGCCAUGGCUGCAAAUCAGAGCCAGAAAGGGCCCAUUAGCAUUCAGCCCAAGCCCCUGCAGGUGGGCCAUCAGACUGUGUACAGUGUGAACAGCAUGGGGAUCCAGACUCAGCAGCAGCAGCAGGGCAGCCCCUACGUCUCAGACAGCUCUCCCCAAGCAGGCCAGCAACAGCAGCAGAUGACAGUCGACAUUGCCAGCCAGCCAGGGCUGAGGACAGCCAUGCAUGGGCACCAGGGGAUCAACCACUCGAACAGCAGCAUUGCGAUCCACCCUCCUAUGGGAGGGCAGCACCAGCAGCUCCAGCAGCAGCAGCCCCACUUGCCUCAGAAUCAGUUUCUGCUCCCUACUUCCCUCUCCGUCACCCCAAGCUCCACGAGACAAAGCGUUCAGGCUCUCAAUGGUCAGAUCCUGCACACCCAACAGGGCCAGCUGCUGUCUAACAAUACCGACCCAGCCUUCAGCAACCGGACUUCCGCAAACCCUUCCUACUCCAGCUCCGUCCUGGCCAAUCACAAUGCAGCUGUGCAGCUGGUUUCGAGGCAGAGCUUUGCAGCUCCUGGAGGGCAGCUCUUAGUUAAUCAGCAGCUACAGCAAGUCUCCCCCACUGUGCUGCAUCUCUCGGCCUCUCAGGGGAACAUGCCCACAGCCCGGGCAGGGUUCCCCAUGAGUGGGCAGCCGGGAUCCAUGAUGGUCCAAGGCAUUCAAAUCCAGAACAGGUUUGCUGUCAUAAACUCGACUGCCUCCAUGCAUCCUGGCUAUGGAGGUCAGAGCCAGCCGGGGGUUCAAGGAGGCACUGCCCAGCAAGCCCUGCAGCAGCAGCAGCAGCAGUUGUUACAGGUCAGGCAGCAGGUACCCGUCAGCAUGGGCCACCGCUUCCUCAUCCCUGUGUCCCAAGCAUCCAGCACUAGUGCUCAGCACGUGGGGAAUCAAGUGGCACAGCAGCAGCACUUUGAAACACCGCAGUUUGGGCAGAAUCAGGUUCAGAAGGAAGCAGGGAUUCAGACAUCAGCAGGAUUUGUUUCGAAGCUGCAGGAUGGCUUAAGACAACCUCAGUUGGCCAACCUCCUCAGUAACAAAGCUGGUAAGGUCUUGGGCGGGUCAUCGUCAAACGUGGAGAACAUACUGCAGCUGCAGAACAGAGUGUCCAGACAGACUCCCCUUCAACAGAACACACAGGUUGGUACACAGAAGAGGCCAGCAUCUCAACAGCUAACAAAAGGAAGCUUCAUCCUACAGCAGCUGCACAAGGACCAGACCUGCGUCCACGCUGCCGACCGCUCCCCCUUCACUUGUGUGGACGAGGCAAUACACAGACUGCUGCCUUACCACGUCUUUCAGGGAUCACUGCCCUCCCAAGAAGAGUUUACAAAAGUGGAUGAUGAGUUUGAGGCUGUGUCCACGCAGUUGCUGAAGAGAACACAAGCCAUGCUGAACAAGUACAGGCGCUUACUAUUGGAGGAGUCCAAGCGGCUCAACCCCUCUUCCGAAAUGGUGAUGAUUGACAGGGUGUUCAAUCAAGAGGAGAGAGCCACGCUGACUCGGGGGAAGCGGCUGUCUCUCAUGGAUCCAGAUGGCUUCCUGGAGGACUUUUGUUGUUUGGCCAAACCUGCAGAGCAAAGCGCUGGUGAGGAGCCGGCACUCCCUCACCUUGCUCUCUCCUCCCCGAGCUGCGCAUCGCUGAGCCAGGCCAGGCUCCCGGAACUGAGGGCCGAGCCCAGGGGAUCCAGCCCAGCUCCAUGCAGCUUGUUACAGUGUGAAUCAUCCUCCAGUGGAUGA